AUGAGGCUCUACGCAUUUGGCUCAAACGGAUCAGGCCAGCUAGGCAUCGGCCACACGGAAGAUGUCUCAGCACCCACGCAAUGCCUGUUUGAUGCCGGACUAGCUCCAGAGGAUACAAUUUCCCACCUUGUCGCAGGUGGAAACCACACUCUCCUCCUGACGCGGUUGGGUCGCGUGUAUGUAGCUGGUUGUAACGCGGACGGUCGAUGCGGUCCACUCUCAAGUGAUGAUUCAAAGCAUAUCGAGCAGAAUUUGCUCAGGUUCAAAAGGGUGAUUUUAACCGACUCUGCGACGGGGUGGAGCGUUGAUACCUUCAGAUGUGUGUCUGCGACGUGGGAAGGGAGUGUUCUUGUUGCUGCGGUGCCGAGUGGUCCAGAGAAGGACCUUUACGAGGAUAAGGUCUUUGUCAUGGGAUCGAGUCCCAAGGGGGAACUGGGCGUUGAGACGGGCCCAGCCUGUCAGACGGUUGAUCCUGGAUGCUCAAUUCCAAGCUUCCCGCCAAAAGGUACUGAGAUUAUCGCACUCGCAAGUGGAAUGGGACAUUCGAUCGCUAUUCUUUCAAAUGGCCGGGUCUACGGCUGGGGUGGUUCACGAAAGGGCCAAUUGGGUGAUGGCCUCAAAGCGCAGAAACUUGUCUUCAGGCCGACAGAGAUUCAAGGUGUCCCAUUUGCUGCGCAGAGCGCCGUGUGCGGACGCGAAUUUACUGUGAUUUGUGGCGAGCGCAGCCAGGGCGAAUUUGUGGUCCUUGGGGAAAAGACCAAUCGCUGGGGGAUCUUGAACGUGCCCUCGGGUCUACAGCUUCCUUCGACAGAGACACAUGACCAGUUUCUUGUGCCAUUUUCUGCUAUUGGGGCGAGUUGGCACGGGAUCUAUGUACAUACCACUUCCCAAGGUGCAGAUCGCGCGGCGAACCGCGGUCGCUUGAUUGCGUGGGGUCGAAAUGAUCGCGGUCAGCUUCCACCAGAGGGGCUGCCAUCGAUCGUCAAAAUGGCGGUUGGGAGCGAGCAUGUGCUGGUUCUGAUGCAUGAUGGCACCGUUGCUGCAUUUGGUUGGGGGGAGCAUGGAAACUGCGGUCCCGAAACCGACGACCGAGGCAAUGUUGCUGAGCGCUUCAGCCAGAUUCCACUGGACACGGUCGUAGGUGGCGAUAAACGAGUGGUUGGCCUUGGUGCUGGAUGUGCAACAAGCUGGAUAUUAGUGGAUUGA
Penicillium diatomitis is the source of this 1206-nucleotide messenger RNA. Its product is annotated as RCC1 domain-containing protein. The coding region runs from base 1 to 1206 and encodes 401 amino acids. The transcript has a single exon. Gene Ontology annotation, molecular function: guanyl-nucleotide exchange factor activity. The record is from RefSeq and is a predicted model, not a curated record. NCBI's taxonomy places the organism in Eukaryota, Fungi, Ascomycota, Eurotiomycetes, Eurotiales, Aspergillaceae. Gene Ontology annotation, cellular component: cytoplasm.